UCUCUCCUCCGCCGCAGGGUCCCGACGCGGUCCCGGCCUCCCCCUUUCACACGUCUGGGUGCAUCGGAUCCAAUUGUCCGGAGCCUCCCGCUGAGGGGAGAUCCGUUAGGGAUGUCCGGGGAGGCGCCUCCUCCGCGCACCGGGAGCCUGCAGGCAGACCCAGACCCCCCAAGGACCUGCCCCACCCAAGCCAUCCGUCUUGCCCCCCGCGAUAGCCUCCCUGGGAGAUCCGCAGCGGGGGGACCCCUCAACCGGCGGAGGGGGCGGAGGAGAAGAGGCGAGCAGGGCAGGCGCGUCCGCAGAACUGCAGCCCUCAUCCCACGGCCUCCCCUGCUCCGGGCAGUCAGGUGGGGAGUCUGCAGAAGCCGUGCCGGGGUGUAGCGCGGCCGUGAGGCUGCUCCUACUUUCUCAGGGGAAACAGACUUCAAAGCGAGGAUUCCUUUCAAUGCAAAGAGGCUCCUGGUGGGCUGAGCCCAGGGUAGGGAAAGUGAACAGCUUCUUUUCAAAUGAGCAGAGAGGCCUUGUCCUGGUGUUUUUCUCAAGUCUCUCAGAGGCCUUCUGUUCACAUGUAUGUCUUGCUGAUCUGCGGUUUGAGACUUGAUAAGAUGCAUUUCUUCUCAUCAUGGAUCAAAGCUAUUUUUAUCAUUGCCCUGGAAUUUCCUCUUUAUUCAGAAACGGCUUUUGUACCUGCAGUAGACAUUCGUGAAUUGCCAGACAGUAGUGUAUAUGCAGACCAACCACAUUUUUAUACAAGGGAAAUGGAUCCAGUCUGUCGAACCAAUGGCCAAACUUAUUCUAAUAGAUGCGUUUUCUGUAGUGAAAAAUUGUAAGAACACAAGAGUUAUAUUGGCUCUUCCAAACUAAUGAAGAAACCAUCACAAAAUGAUAGAAGACUCCAUGUUUCUGAUAGCUUAGGCACAGUACAUAUGGAAGAAAUUGCACUCUCUGUAAAAGCCACAGAAACACACUUGUAUCUUUUCCUGAAGUUCUCAUUUCUAAAAGUUGUUUUAUAUUUGUUCUUUCUAAUAUAACUCUGUGGGACAUUACACAAAUGUAGAAAUCAAUUAAUUUAAAUUUUUAAUCACUAUGACUUACUAAUGGCAGUCUGAUGAUCAAUAUAAUGUAAUUCCAAAGUCCAGAUGAUAAAUGAUAAUCUCCGUUAUGUAGCUUCAGGCUACAGGGAGCAUAUCUGGGCAAGAAACCCUACUGACUACAGAACUCUGAAGUCCAAUACAACAGGCCUGCUUAUCUCAGGAAGAGACUCCUCUGAUGGUCCACUUGGUCUCCUGAACUUUGUAAUAGACUGCAGACCUUCCUUAGAGAGUAGGGUAUUCUAGGACACUUCCCUCCAACCUGUAUCCUUCACUUGGAAGGAGUCUGUAAUCUAAAAGUCUGGUCAGUCUCUCUGCCUCCCCAUUUCCUCUUACAGGUGCUUCCUCUCAUUGAUCCCAGAAUUCUUUUCUGCUUCUAGAGAACCACUAAGACAAUCUGUAAGCCUCUCCUCUCUCAGGGAUGGGCAGGUCUCAAGACUGAAUCAGGCCUGAGUAUGUAGGGGAGUCAAGCAGCCAUAGGCUGAGGGGCGACAUGUGUAGAGAUGGGGACGGGCAGAGCCCAGCUGUUCGUGAAGUGGGACACGGCACCUGCACGCUGCCCCACAGUCUAAUCCUCCUCACUGGGGUGUAUGCAGCGCAAUAUCCAGGUAAUUUUAAAUAUUCUUUCAAUAAUUUAUUUUUCUUUCUCUUUUUCUUUCUUUAUAGAGAAAAUGGUGGAAUAUUUGAAUUUAGUCACUGUGGUGCAUGCUGAUUCUGCCUAAACUACACAUUCCUAUGGCUUUUAUUGCAAUCCUAUUUCGUGAUGGAUUCUACAACCAAUUAAGGUGUUGAAUUCCUAGAUGACCAAGCAAAGCCUUCUGUGAUACACAAGAUGGAACACAGAAUGAUGAAGAAUUUAUCCACCUCUAAGAACCUGUGAUUGAAAGAUUCUUAUUCUCUAUGUCCAAUUAUUCAAUUACAGUUCAAAAACUUGUGUUUGAUAACAUAAAAUGUAAAGCAGUUUAAAAUCAUAAAUAUUUCAAUCAAUAAAAUGUUAAAUAUUAUCUUUACUAAAAUACCCUUUCUUUGGUUGACUAGUGAGUUAAAACACAUGAAUAUUUUUGGCAACUAUAAUUAAGGAAACAUUUUCAAAGGUGAACAAAUAAUACAUUACUUGUAUGUUUCCUAAAAAUACAGACACCUGGGCUUCUCUUUAUCCUGAAGAAUCAAAACCUCCAGAAAAGGGAUCUGGAAACUUGAAUCCUAACAUGUACUCCAGGUUAAUCUAAUUAUCACAAAUGUUACACAAUAUGGUCUUAAAUUCUAAAACAUAGGUCAUAUCUGUAAUUGAGUGAAUUGCAGAGCUACUUAAAGAUUUCCGAGGUUAGGGAGAAAAAAUUAUAUUAUUUUUCUUCCAUCUCACAAAUCAAUCAAGAGACAGUUUGGUGAGCCUAUUCAUUUAGGGUCCCAAGCUGAUGCUUCUCCAUUUCUCUCCAUCCAUCAAUCAAGACGAAGCAGUCUUGACUUCUCUAAGAUGCCCUUUUAAAGCUUGAUUUUAGUGGCAGACAUGUAGAUUGACUACUAAAAGACAAGUAUCAAUUUGCUAUGAUAUCGGGCCUGCUCUAUAAAUUUUUAGUAAAUAUUUUCACCUCUAAAAGUGUUCUACGAGGAGGUUACUUACUCAUUUACAUCCAUAGAAUUAAUUCUUAAUGAAAGUAUACAUGAGGUUGUACAUUUUUAGAGUCACAUUAUAAAAAUGUAUUCAGUCAUUUUCAUGGCCUUUUUCAUCAUAGAAGACAGGUAUAAAAAACAUUAUUCAUCCAAGUUUAUGAAUGCUGUUAAAUCAUACAUAUAUUCUUUUUACUUUUACUCAACAUAGUAUUUUUUUUUUAAACUACUAUAAAUUAAGCCCUGUACAAUGAUAGGAAAAAGUUGGUUAGGAAAAGCAGAUUCUAUAAUCGUUUUCUAGAAAUGUUCAGUAUACUGAUAGAAAUUAGUAUCCAUUAGUGAAGGGAAUUCUGCCUUAUUCUAUGACUAUUUUUCACAGAAGCUUUGUGUCAGCUUCUCACAUCCCACAUGUCAUGCAAGUUAGUUCUUAAAAGAACCUUGUUGGAUAAACAACAGCUCCAUAUUUUAGCCAUAAACAAAGUAAGUGAGACAGGAAAUUGAACAAUAUUUAAAUCUGACAUUUAGAAAGUAAAAUACAGUAUUUCUGUUGACAUAAAAGUUGCCAUUUUAAAGCAUGUGAUUACCAAUUUUUUAGUAUGUAUUUAUUCACAAUGUUGUACACCCAUCACCACUAUCUUAUUAUAGAACAUAAUCAUCACCUCCCCCUUUCCAAAAAAUAAUAACAAAAAAACAACCACGUAUUUCCUAAUUCCCUGCCUAUCAAUCACUGGCCACCAUUAAACUACUUGUCUCUCUGGACUCACCAUUCUGUACAUUUCAUAUAAAUAGAAUCAUCAAGACUGUGAAUACUUUUCAUAAGAAUGGAUAUCUAUCUAUCUAUUGCAUGUGGUCUUUAGUGAAUGACUUCUUUCACUUAGCACAAUGUUUUCAAGGCUUACUGCUGUUGUAACAUGGAUCAGUACUUCUUAUGACUGAAUAAUAUUCCAUCAUAUGGAUAUACCACAUUUUGUUUUUCCAUUCAUCAGCUUAUAGAUGUUUGGACUGUAUCUGCUUAUUGGCUGUUAUGAAUAAUGCAACUAUGAA
Messenger RNA from Manis pentadactyla (Chinese pangolin), 3743 nucleotides. Its product is annotated as sperm-associated acrosin inhibitor-like. The coding region runs from base 507 to 830 and encodes 107 amino acids. NCBI's taxonomy places the organism in Eukaryota, Metazoa, Chordata, Mammalia, Pholidota, Manidae. The transcript is spliced from 4 exons. The record is from RefSeq and is a predicted model, not a curated record. Gene Ontology annotation, molecular function: protein binding.